Molecule: messenger RNA, 822 nt
Organism: Trichoderma gamsii
Lineage: Eukaryota; Fungi; Ascomycota; Sordariomycetes; Hypocreales; Hypocreaceae
Exons: 3
Coding region: 1-822 (273 amino acids)
Source: RefSeq, a predicted model, not a curated record
AUGACAACCGACGGCCUCUCAGCUGCAAAACUCGCCAUUUACUUGAUUCUACUCCAGCCUGCACUCUACUGUCUGUGGAAACACGGCAAAACAGGAUUUCUUGGCUGGCUUUACAUACAAAUUUUCUGUGUCCUCCGCGUAGCCACUGGCGGGAUCGGCCUGCAUGGGAAUCAGACGGGGGAAGUAGCCGUAGUUCUCAACAGCAUCGGCUUGUCUCCAUUACUUCUUUCAAUUUCAGGAAUACUGCACGAAGCACGACGUGCUGUGAACCCGCGUCUCAACAGAAAGCUUGACAUUAUACUGGAAAUCCAGUAUCAUGGCAUUGUUACUCUGGGAAUGAUUCUAACAAUUGUCGCUGUUGUCCAUAUUUUGGAUGGUGGCGAGAUAUCAAAGAACAGACCAUUGCUUGACGCUGGCUCCGCCAUUACGUGCGUUGCUUGGGUUCUUGUGGUUCUCUGGGCAGUUUGGUCGCAUUCCAUGAAUCGCCGAUUCUCGUCGUACUCGGACAUGCAAACGUCGGAAAACGGCAAACUGCUGCUCAAUGGAGUGCUUGUCGCACUGCCAUUUGUUGGAAUCCGCCUUGUUUACGGCAUUGUCUUUCUACAAUUGACAAUCUCGCACCCGCAUUCAGGUUUUCUUACGUCCAAAGCCGUUCAAGUUUGCCUCAGUUUUCUUCCCGAGCUGGCAUGUAUCACCAGUCUCCUUGUGGUUGGUGUCAUGACUCGCUCUUUAAGACCUGACUUGAAGAAGAGGGAACAAGGGGCAGUUCAACUGGUGUCCCAUCAGGGCAUGCAACUACAGCAGUCGGCAGAAUACAAGUAA